Diachasma alloeum is the source of this 6177-nucleotide messenger RNA. RefSeq names its product protein madd-4 (gene nolo). The coding region runs from base 412 to 5130 and encodes 1572 amino acids. NCBI's taxonomy places the organism in Eukaryota, Metazoa, Arthropoda, Insecta, Hymenoptera, Braconidae. Gene Ontology annotation, cellular component: extracellular matrix. Gene Ontology annotation, molecular function: metalloendopeptidase activity. Gene Ontology annotation, biological process: extracellular matrix organization. The record is from RefSeq and is a predicted model, not a curated record. The transcript has 26 exons.
UUGAAAAAGUCGCAGUGCAACGAAUCUCGGGGAUAGAGUGACGAGAGAGGGAGAAAAAAGUGGUGAACUCGAGAACAAAAUCCACGGAAGUCUCUUUGUGGUGACUUUUUUUUUUCGUCUUAUUUCCCUCGUCCAUUCGUGCGGGGGCCUACUGUUGUGUAUGAAAAGUGAGGAUAUUGGGAGUUCUGUGGGGAUCAAAGUGAAACGUGAUACGGAAGUUUAGGGGUUUUUUUACUGUUGAGAACAACAAAUGUGAACUGGGGAUUGGGGAAUUAACGUGUUUACGAUUGAGGGGCAUUCAAUUACGGCUGUUGGAGCUAUGGAUUGUCUGGUGUUCCGGAUUUUUAAAUGAUAACUUCGUAUUUUUUUCUGGAUUGAAUACAAAAAAAUUCGGAUAUUUCGUUGUGGAAGAUGCAGCCUCUUCUUUUAUUGAUGUGCCUUCUCGGCACUGCACUCGGGGAAAACAGCACCGUAGAUGAUGUUUUUGGGAUAACCUCCGCGGGAGUUCACGGGGAGAACGAGGCGGCUGUCCCCUGGGGGGAGUGGUCGCCGUGGUCGAAGUGGUCUCCAUGCACGAGAAACUGCGGAGGCGGAAUAUCCCGGCAACAGAGACGCUGCCGGCGUAAGCCCUGCAAAGGAAAAUCAUGGAGCAUAAAAUACAAGAUCUGUAACAAUCAGCCCUGUCAAGUGCCGAGUGAUUAUCGCGCUGAGCAGUGCGCCAAUUUUAACAAUAUACCGUACGGCGGACAGUUGUUGAAGUGGUAUCCCUACUACGACGAGUCCAAGCCAUGUUCUUUGAUCUGUCGCGGAGUGCAGGUGGACAAAGCUACCUCGGAGGCAUCGCCCAGGGAGGCGUUGGACAAGUCCGAGGAAAUUAGAAACAAAAUUGAUGGAACUGAUGGGGGAUCGAUUGAUACCGGUGAACUCGAGUCUGAUGAAACUUUUGUGGUGCAGUUGGCUGAUAGAGUUGAGGAUGGGACCAAGUGUCGGGAGGGGAGUGCCGAUGUUUGCAUUGGAGGGAGCUGCAUGAAAGUCGGAUGUGACAUGAGAGUAAACAGCGGCAAAACUAAGGACGCAUGUGGUGUAUGCGGUGGAAAUGGUUCAAGCUGUCAGCCAAGAUACUCCUGGAGUUUGGAAUCAAUAUCAGCAUGCUCCAAGUCCUGCGGAGGCGGUUUUAAAAUGGCGAUGGCAAUCUGCAAAUCAUCAUCAGACGACAGUAUCGUCGAGGCGAUUAACUGUGAUCCCGACCAGCGACCAACGAAAAUGUCAAUGUCAUGCAACACCCACCCAUGCACCACCAAAUGGAUCACCGGCGAUUGGACGAGAUGUAGUGCAACAUGCGGAGGUGGAUCACGAACUCGUCCCGUUUUCUGCACCGAGGAGAAUGGAAAUGAAACAACUAAGCUGCCAGAUCAUCGGUGCAACACCAGUCAUAAACCGCGUAAUCAAGAGAUGUGCAAUACCAUUUCGUGUCCUAUGUGGGAGACCAAUCAGUGGAGUGAGUGUUCAGCGACGUGCGGCAGUGGCGUAAGAACCCGAACGAUUGAGUGCAGAGAUGGAAACGGUAGAUUGUCCAACGAUUGCGAUCCAGGGGAGCGUCCACGUGAGGAGCAGGAGUGCAAGAACACUGUUGAUUGUUCUGCCUACUCGGGGGAAAUGGCACAGGAGCCCUAUCCUGCCCCACCGUUGCCAGAGAAGUUAAUUGAUCAACCAGUGCCCUCGGAAUCUACAUUCAUUGCCGACGAAUGGUCGCCGUGUUCAGCCACCUGUGGCGAGGGUAUUCGUCAUCGUCAGGUUCACUGCAAGAUUUUCCUCGAUUUCAGUCGAACAAUAGCCAAAUUACCGGACAACCAGUGUGCUGGCCCAAAACCCCCCGAAACCGAGAGAUGCAUGCUAGGUACCUGCCCACCACUGGACAACAGUCUCUCUUACAGAAUUGAUACUGUCGGAGACAGUGGAUACGAAGAAUCCAAUUUAAUGGACUCCUACAGGUCCUCCGGGGCGAGUGGAAGUGACUACGAGAGUACAGUUAAAGUUGCACCUGGCAACUCGGGACAGACUACGUACUCGUGGAAGGAAGGGGGGUACAGUGCCUGCACUGCAUCUUGUUUGGGAGGAGUCCAGGAUUUGAUAAUAAACUGCGUACGCGACGACACCGGAAAGACAGUGAUUCCCCUGCUGUGCACAAAGGAAACAAAGCCAGAGUCUCGUAUCCGCACAUGCAACGAUCACGCUUGCACCCCCAGGUGGAACUACAGUGACUUCUCACCGUGCAGCGUUCCCUGCGGUAUUGGUAUACAAACGCGUUACGUCACUUGCAUACAUGAGGUGGCACGGGGUGCUGGGAAUACGAUAGUCGUACCAGGCCAUAUGUGUCAGGCACCCUCACCAGUAGACAGGCAGCAUUGUAACGUGUGGGACUGCCCACCAGAAUGGAAACCCCGGGAUUGGGAAAAGUGUUCCAAAAGUUGCGGUGGUGGAGUAAAAAGAAGGGAAGUGGUAUGUGUCCAAGUAAUGGCACAGGGACACGAGAGAACACUACCGGACCGUGAGUGCCAUGGGAAUAAACCAGCAACUGAAAAGCCUUGUAACACCCGAGCAUGCCACGAAAUCGGAUUGAGUGUACAGCCAGUUAUAUUCAGUCAAAAUUCAACAUUUACCCAGCGAACACCUGAGGAAAAAGUUGAUCUGAAAAUUGGUGGAACAGCAACUGUAUUUCAAGGGAUACCCAUGGUCAAGAUUCGUUGUCCUGUUAAGAAAUUCAACAAACAGCAAAUUUCCUGGACGAAGGAUCGCGCGGAGAUUCGAAAAUCAAGGAAGUACAAGAUUAGUAAGAAGGGAGCUUUAAAAAUUGUGGACAUUGGGGUGACUGACGGGGGAGUUUACACAUGCAGAGCUGGAGGUACGAGGGCAGAGCUUCGAUUAAUCGUGAGACAUCGCACCAGAGAACAAAUGAGCAGCGAGGAAAUUCUGCGAUUCGGUAAUGCCGUUCAUCAUCGUCCCGACAUUAAUUUGGAUCAAUCCUCCAAUUCUGGAGAAAAUCUACAAAUUGACCACGCCGCCCCAGCAUUUCAGGGGGCAUUUGCCUACGGGAAUGACGAUCAGAGUCAUGAAUUCAAGCCAGAAAUUCCCAGUGCUGCUAAACCCACUAAGAAAUCUCGUGCUCGUAAUCGUCGACCGAAAACCAGUCCACCACCACCUGACGGUGGCUCGCCUGGUGAAUUUUCAGUCACUUCAAUUCAUCAGCCUGGCUACCACGAGUCCGUGGAAUCUACCGCUUCUUCCGGAGCUAACAGCCUUCUGCCAACGUUCAGUCAUCUAAUAUCUACGUUGAAGUCCUACUGGCCCUUCCAAGGAAACAGCGGAUCAUCCCGCAACCACCGAACAGUACCGUCGCCCGACAAAAAUACCCCCGAAAAGAACCACCACUUACGUUACGACAGCGUGGAAGCCGAUUUCAACUUGUUCAACGACAACACAGUCCUCCCCGACGAGCCCUUCGGCCCGGACGAGGAGCGAAUAUUUAUCGACGACGAUCCCUCUGACAUGAACACCGCAAUCCUAUCCCUCGACCAAAUGGAGGAAGCCAAAAAGUCCACAGAAUCCCUGAUCAAGGUUCACAGCCGGCGCUCGAAGACGGAAGAUACCAAGGACUACCUCGAGGAGUCCCUGAGGCAGGCGAAGAGACACAAACACGGAGACAUCGACAAUUACCUCAGGAACGAGCGCGGCACAAGUCACUCGCACGAGCAUUCAAGAACCCCAGGAGCAAAGCAUCACGAGAGGACGAAACACGCUCCAGUGGACGCUGGCUCCAACGAGCAUACAAAUGGAGGAACAGAGAUGACGGUUCCGGUGAAUCCCACGAAGAACCCUGAGGACUUCACGACGCCAAAGAGAGAAGAAGAAGCCCCGAGGACUGACUCCAUCCUAGUGUCUCUGGUCCCGACACCUCCCGCCGAAGGAAUCAAGAAGUCCUUCGAGACGUCUACACCACCUCAGGACGAGGACGACAGAGCCUUCGACUCUGGCAGUGAGAUGGAGCAGACAGAGGACUCCUAUGAGACAGAACUCACCCGGCAAAAGUUCAACAAGAGCGAUACAAUCAGAUUGUUCUCCAACAGCUCCAACGGCAGUGAAAUGGCUUCGAGCAAUGAAAACGCGAGGGAAAUGGACUCCGAGGGCGACGACAGGGGAGCUCUCGAGGUCUUGAGUAAUGAGGACGGCACAAACAGGUCCAUCGACAUCAGAACCGAUUUGAUGAUGGAAAUUGGAAGGCACUUGAGGAACAAGAGUCAGGUGGAGCACAGGGGAAAGAUUCUCGAGGGAAAGGGAGGCGUCGAGAUUCUGGGAUUUGACAGUGAGGACGAGCAGGGGAUCAACGUCUUCAGCAAGGUUUACUUCUCAGGAACUGGUGAGGACUUGAUCUUCGAAUGGGUCACCACCGAGUGGUCCAAGUGCUCUCAGACUUGUGGAGGCGGUGGCUUUCAAAUGAGGGGCGCUCAGUGCACAGUUCGUUCCAACAAGUUGGUUAAUUCCACGAGGGUCCCGUCUAGGAGUGUUAUAGGGGCUUCGUUGUGCGAAGAUGCUGGAUUUCCGGUGCCACAGAAGGUCAGGGCUUGUGGAUCGGGGAGGUGUCCACAGUGGCACGCGGGGGAGUGGACACCCUGUGAAUCCUCACGGUGUUUCAAUUGGAAAACUGCAAUGCAAAGAAGAGACGUAACAUGUCGCUUGGUUGAAGACACGAACGGCACAACGAACGUAACUAUUCUCGAAUCAAGCAGAUGUGAUGAUGCAAUAAGGCCACCGCAGAGACAAGAGUGUUAUAACGACAUUUGCAAAGGGGUCUGGAGAGUUGGCGAGUGGUCUGAGUGCACCGCAUCGUGCGAAGAAGACGGUAUAAAAUAUAGAAUUCUCCAGUGUGUCUGGUUUGGGACGAAAAAACCGGCGGGCAAUGCCUGCAGGGACAUACCAAAUCGUCCGGCUGUGAUGAAAAUUUGUCACGGUAACCCGUGUCCAAAAACUCCAGGUGACUGUGAGGACCACUCACCACUCUGUAACAGGGUGAAAAUGAUGAACAUGUGUCAAGUGCCACUGUAUCAAAAACAGUGUUGCAAGUCGUGCCACUAGACACUCAAAAAACCAAUUAGCGACUAAAACACCUUUCGUAUCUCCAUCAACAAAAGUAAAAAAAGGAAAAAAAAAAACAAUUAAAAGUUAGAUUGUUCAGAGCAGAUAGACCAAAGUUCUGAACGAGUGUAGUACAUGGGAAAGAACACUACGAGAGGCCAGAAUGAGUGGUGAAUUGUCACCAAUAGACAGAUAAAAUUAUUUAUUUUGCGCACACUUCGAAUCUUUACCCCCUUAAAAUAAAGGGAGUAACUGUACCUCGAAUUUUAUGGAGCCACGAAAAUCCUUCUUCCUUGCAUUCCAUGCGAAGAAUGAUGAAUAAUUACCUGAGAAAUGAUUGAGAUGUUGUUAAAGUUCAAUGAUAAAUUGCAAAAGAUUUAACCUGUCCUCGAAGGAUUAUUGAUGUAAAAUUUUAAUACUCGAAUAAUUUAUUGAGUUGUAAAAAUUGAUUUUUCGACAAAACGUACUGAUGAAUAUUAACGGCAUUAACUGGUGAAUUAAUAUAAUUAUUAUCAUACCAACUAGGUCAAAAUUUUUUUAACAAAAUCUACAAUCCAUUUUUUACCCACUCAUUGGAUAAUUUAGCCCUAUUGAAUGAAUAUUUUUGUUGAAUUCACGUGUAGAUCUUUUUUAAGACUGAAAGAGACAUUGUAAGUAUUCCUUUCUGCAUGAAAAGAGAAAAAUCCCCCCUCAUUUACCUACAUUCCAUGAAUGGAAAUAAUGAAAAGAAAAACGUGAAAACUUCUCAAGUUGAUUUAACUUAUUGUCCUGUUAUCGUUGAAUUUUACGGUGAAUUAAUUGAUCGAGAUUAAAUUAUAUAAAUAGAUAUUAAAUAAAUGACACUGAGUAAAUUAUUAAACGCCUACACACCACCCUCAAGGAUCGUACAUAAACCGAUUGAAUGUAAGCGAUAAAUAAGUAAUGUAAUAUAAUAUUUUAUUAAGAUAACCAGUGAAUAAAGAGGAAUAAUAAAUUAUUCGUUGAAUAUUUUAUCAUUCAUCGACGUGGCUCGAGGAGUACGUGCCUCUCUUUCAUAAAAAAAAAAAA